AUGAGCAAAUGUGAUCACUCAGUGUUCUAUCGGAAAUCAACAUUUGGCUCUAUUCUCCUUCUUAUGUAUGUUGAUGACAUUGUCAUCACAGGAAGUGAUUAUGCGGGGAUUUCUUCCCUUAAGUCUUUCUUACAUACCAGAUUUCAAAUGAAGGAUUUGGGACCGUUAAGAUACUUUUUAGGAGUAGAAGUAAAUAGAAACAAGAAGGGAAUUUUUCUGUCUCAAAGAAAGUAUAUUCUUGACCUGCUUGCUGACACUGCAAAGUUGGGAGCCAAACCUUGUAGUACUCCAAUGGUUCCCAAUGUGUAUCUUAUGACAGAUGAUAGUGAUCCUUUCGAUGAUCCAGAGAAAUAUAGAAGGUUAGUUGGAAAGUUAAACUACCUUACUGUGACUCGUCCGGAUAUUGCUUUUGCAGUAAGUGUUGUUAGCCAGUUUAUGUCCACACUUACGAUUAAACAGAGAUCGACUACAGGCUAUUGUGUGUUUGUUGGAGGGAACUUAGUUUCAUGGAGAAGUAAGAAGCAAAGUGUUGUAUCUCGAUCUAGUGCAGAAUCUGAGUACAGAGCUAUGUCAUAG
Molecule: messenger RNA, 576 nt
Organism: Solanum tuberosum (potato)
Lineage: Eukaryota; Viridiplantae; Streptophyta; Magnoliopsida; Solanales; Solanaceae
Exons: 2
Coding region: 1-576 (191 amino acids)
Source: RefSeq, a predicted model, not a curated record